Messenger RNA from Clarias gariepinus (North African catfish), 3009 nucleotides. It is a transcript of the gene foxn1, whose product is annotated as forkhead box N1. The transcript has 10 exons. Bases 503 to 2215 code for a protein of 570 amino acids. The record is from RefSeq and is a predicted model, not a curated record. Lineage: Eukaryota; Metazoa; Chordata; Actinopteri; Siluriformes; Clariidae. Gene Ontology annotation, biological process: regulation of transcription by RNA polymerase II. Gene Ontology annotation, molecular function: DNA-binding transcription factor activity, RNA polymerase II-specific; transcription cis-regulatory region binding.
AAAAAUCCAGAGAAAGAGAAAGAAUGAGUCCUAUGUUCCUAAGCAGCAUGUGUGUGUUUCUGUGUGUGUGUGUGUGUGUGUGUGUGUGUGUUUGGGAAACCUGUUGCAGCAAGUCUCUCUCUCCCAUGGCUGUGUGGCUCCUGUAGUUUGGCUCUGAGCCAGAGGGAGAGAUAUCUGUUAACACUUUUUUCACCUGAAACUUCAUCAUUUGGCCCUGUUAGAGAUCGAGUAGAGAGUUAAAGACGAGAGGGAAAAGACGGACAGUUCAAGAACCCUUCCUGAGCAGCUCGAAGGGGGCGUUCAUGUUUGAGGGUGUGCUUCUGAAUGAUAUACUUAUUAUGGGAUAAAGGGUGCGAAAAUCUGAAUGGAACAAGAUCCGAGGAGGGCAUUCACUGGGUAUAAGGCUGUUACCGUAAGUGAACGGAGACAGCGUUUCCAGUAACUCACCUGUGGACACGUGUCUUACUGGUUCGGCGAUCAGGGUUGAUCUUGUUGGGGACAGAUGUCUACAAAUCCAGGAGCUUUCUCACCUGGAGUCAGUAGCAGCCCACCCAAAAGCCUUCAGGCUGCACUGCUUGAAUCACCCAGUGUACAAAUGCCACUGUCACAGUGUCUGAAAUCCAGCAGCGCAGAAGGCUCUAUCACCAGCUCUCAGAGAGAGAGCGUCCUCUACAGGCUGAAGAGUGGAGCUGCAGAGCACUUCAGAAGGCACAGUGUAGAUGGGAGCUUUGUGGACCUGGAGUCUGAAUCAAGCAAGGACAAGCGCUUUCACCCUUACGGGAGGCAAUACAGUGAUGGAGCAGUCACAGGGGCGUCGCUGUACUGCUGCCUCAGGGAGAGUAAACUACCAGAGUCCCUCACUCAGACCAACACUGAUAUUGCAGACCUACAAGAGGAGAAUGGGUGGACUUCACUCGGCACCACUGUACAGGCCUCUAUGUUUAUGGGAGCUGAAGAGAGCACUGAUCGGAUACAGAACAGGCCUGAGGGUCCACCUAGUUAUUCCUCGUCUACCCACAGUAGUACAUACAGCACCCUCAGUCCCCUGCACCAUCAGUUUCCAGGUGAGUAUUCAUCAGGAGGACUAGAACUCAGCUCACGCUAUUCUUACCAAAGCCUUUCUCCACAAACCGGCCGAGAUGGUUCAGUUCAGCCACAAUACCCCAAACCCAUCUACUCCUAUAGCAUUCUUAUAUUCAUGGCUCUGAGGAAUAGCAGGACUGGCAGCCUGCCUGUGAGUGAGAUCUACAGUUUCAUGACAGAGCACUUCCCCUAUUUCAAGACAGCACCUGAUGGCUGGAAGAACUCCAUCCGUCACAAUCUCUCCUUGAACAAGUGCUUUGAGAAAGUUGAGAAUAAGAAAGGGAACUCAUCACGAAAAGGCUGCUUGUGGGCUCUCAACCCUGCUAAAGUGGAGAAGAUGCAAGAAGAGCUGCAGAAGUGGAGAAGGAAGGAUCCUGUUACAGUACGAAGGAGCAUGGCCAGACCAGAGUUACUGGAUCAUCUUCUAGGUGAUAGACCAGAGAAGCCCAGGUCCCUCUCUGCUCACCUUAAUAACCACACACACUCUCAGUUCCCCAGAGUCAGCUUGCCUCCUCCAUACACUCCCACUACUCAUCAAAGACGACCAUACUACAGUUAUUACAGCGUACCAUCACAGGCUGUCUCCCAGCAGCUCCCAUACAUGCCCUCUUGUCCGCCAGGCUUCUCAUUCUACCCCUCAAACCCCCAGCAGCCCAGCACACAGUUGCCACCUAGGACAGGCAGCCUGGACUCCCCCUUACCUGCACACACACCUCCAAGCUACAGUGCUGCUCUACAGGCCAGCCAGAGUGCUGUGGGAAGCAUGCAGGAGCUCCUCAUGGAGGGGGAGCUGAGUAACGACAUAGACAUGCUCAAUCCGAGCCUAACGGACCUGCAACUCCAUGGUUGUCUCUGGGAGGAGCUCAGGAAUGACAGUUUGGAAUCAGAACCACUGCCACUCGUGGACAUGUCCAACACAUCUGCCCAGCUCAGCCCUGACCAUGUCGGGGAUUGUGGGGAUGGAUGUGGCUCGGGUAGCGAGGAGGUGAACAUAGCGGGAUCAGAGGCAGCACUACAGACGAGUAUUUCUGAUCUCUACAUCACUGGACUGUGUUCAAGUGACUUCACCAGCACAGACAGCAUGUCAGGUCUCCAUUCUACCAUGACAAACACUCCGAUUGCCCUGCUUUGAAACAUUGUUUUUUAAACAUCAUAAUCAGUCAGUAUUAGUGAAACUGUAUGCUGAUAAACUAAAAAAAAUAGUGAUUUAAAUUUUUUUGAAACAAAAAAGAAUGUUUAAAGUAUGUCCAUUUAGAAUAUCAGUUACACAUGACAAUGCAUUAACUAAACACUGUGUGAAAUAAAGCUUUUUCAGUGUGUCACAAAAGAGGCUGUUUAAUUUAGCAUAGGGUGGAGCUGACACAAGCAAAAGAUGAAUGAAUUAUACACCUGCAUAAAUGAAGCACUGAUUAUUAAGAUGCAUUAUGAAAAAUAUUACACACCCAUUUUAGGUGCUUGUGAUGCAUUUCUUCUCCUGUCUGACAGCAGAGAUUUCUGCCUAAAUUUCUGAUUUCUCUCUCUCUGUUUGUGCCCUGUAAUGGGUUGUACCCUACCUAAUGCCCCAAGUUCCCUCGGAUAGGCUCCCCACAACCCCAGACAAAAAAGCAGUACAGAUAAUGGCUAGAUGAACAUUUUAUUACCUGGAUUUAGAAUUUAUUCUAGUACAGGUUUAUUGCACUAGGUGGCAGUAUAGAGCUCGUCUAAUAUGCCAGUGCUGCCAAAUCAAGCACUCAAAUAGGCAGUGUGAAUGUUAAUAACAGCACAAUGAUCUCAGAUCAGGGGUAGCUUAGUGGUUACGGCAUUGGACUAUGGUUCAGAAGGUCCCAGGUUCAAAUCCCCUGAUCACCAUGUUGGUCCCUUGAGCAAAGCCCUUUAACCCUCCUCUCCUCAGAUGUAUAAUAAGAUUUUAAAAAAAGUCUGUCUAAA